AUGGUGGACUCGAUAGACCAUCGCGUGGACAUUGCCAAUCUCAGAGAGGAAGAUCGUCAAGCGCUUGAGAAAGGCUACGAUGAUCGCGGGCGAAUAUACAUAACGAAAAUCCGCGACUCGGAGGCCGGUGGAUUGCACAGCGUAAAACACGAAGAUUACUUUCAUGGCUUCAUGCCUAAAGAGCAGGUAUUUUCGAAGCUGGUGACGCCAUUAGGCUGA
Molecule: messenger RNA, 219 nt
Organism: Cylicostephanus goldi
Lineage: Eukaryota; Metazoa; Nematoda; Chromadorea; Rhabditida; Strongylidae
Source: the annotation of a GenBank genome assembly